This is a messenger RNA of Anopheles coustani, 1341 nucleotides long. RefSeq names its product helix-loop-helix protein delilah (gene tx). Gene Ontology annotation, molecular function: protein dimerization activity. Bases 7 to 1341 code for a protein of 444 amino acids. The transcript has a single exon. The record is from RefSeq and is a predicted model, not a curated record. Lineage: Eukaryota; Metazoa; Arthropoda; Insecta; Diptera; Culicidae.
GCCAAGAUGCGCCAUAACAACAUCGAGUCGAUCAGUGCGAUCACGUACAACCAACGUCCGUCGACGGAGGCGUCGAUGGCGGACGCGAACAACAACCACAACGGGGGCAGUCCGUACGCGGGUCACCCGCUGGCGGCGGACGGUGCCGGAACGCUACCAUCGGAGAUCAAGAAGGACGAAAAGUACUCGCUCCGGCAGCGUCAGUCUCGCCGCACGACGCAGGACGCGCUGACGGCGGCGGGUGGAGGCCGCGGCGGCUCGACGGCCAAAGCGGCCACGGCAGCGACGGCAAGCGCGAGGGAGAAGGCGGCACCAAAGGAAAAGCCCAAACCCAAAGCCGCCCCGCUCAGCAAGUACCGGCGAAAAACGGCGAACGCGCGCGAACGCAGCCGGAUGCGGGAAAUCAACAGCGCGUUCGAGAACCUGCGGCGGGCGGUGCCGGUGGCGGUGGCGGGCACGAGCGGGGCCAGCUCGCCCGUCAGCUCCCCGCAGUGCGCCGGCAGUGCGGCCUCGAGCGAGAAGCUCACCAAAAUCACCACACUCCGGCUGGCGAUGAAGUACAUCCGGAUACUGAGCGACAUGCUGAACGGUGGAGGUGGAUCUCUGGAGAACAACAACGACCGGGACAUGGUCAACCACAACGAGAUCGAACGGGAGGUGAUGCAGAAGGGUCUGCUGCUGAUGGAGGGUGCCGGAGGCUACCUGUCAUCGCCCGCCGUCUCUCCGGUGCGUGCCCCGGUGGAACCUCCCAAGCCUCCAGCCUCAUCCUCAAAGACAACCUCGUCCAGCAGCACGUCCACGACCAAUAGUCCACGGAAGCGGGCGGCCAAACGACCGUCCAGUAGUAGAGCCAAGAAAAGCACCACCAAUACCACCUCUCAGAACACCACCACCACCAACUCCAGUGGAUCCAGGACGGCCCGAAGAACUCUCACCAGUUCACUUGCAGUGGAUAAGAUCCCGGAAACCCUUCCGCUAACGGCACCCAGCUUGCUGGUCGACCCGACCCGGCCAGACCCGCUCGGGAUGGACGUGGACCUGGGGUCGGUUCUCGAGUCCGACAACGACUCGCUCAUCCUCUCCGAGCCCUGCCUCAGCCCACUGACGGCGGGCUCCGUGACCGGAGGUCUGAAGACGCACGGCUUCGGCUGCCCGGACAGCCAAUCGGUGGUACCAAACGACAGCCUGGAGUUUGGACUGUUCCUAGAGUCGGACGCGGACUCGCUGCAGCUUUCCGAGCCCUGCCUCAGCCCGCUCGGUCACCUCGACUCCCUCAAUCCCUUCAACGAGCUACUCCACACCGGCUUCAACGAGCAGACGGCCCUCGAGCUGUACUUAUAA